AAGUCGGCCUUCUCUGGAAAGACCAAUAUAAGUGCACGGGUAGAUCUGGGCUUCUCACUCAUCGUUACCGCUCCCCAACUGUUUAACUUAGGAUAUUUCUAGAAACGUAGAAGAGAAAUGAGUCGGAGCUUAGGGAUUCCGGUGAAGCUGCUGCACGAGGCGUCUGGGCAUGUGGUGACGGUGGAGCUCAAGAGCGGCGAGCUCUACCGCGGAAGUAUGAUCGAGUGCGAGGACAACUGGAAUUGCCAACUUGAAAACAUCACCUACACUGCCAAGGAUGGAAAGGUCUCGCAACUCGAGCAUGUUUUCAUUAGAGGCAGCAAAGUCAGGUUCAUGGUCAUCCCAGAUAUGCUUAAGAACGCUCCCAUGUUCAAGCGUUUGGAAUCUAGAAUCAAGGGCAAGGGUUCGUCACUUGGAGUAGGACGUGGGCGUGCUGUUGCAAUGCGAGCUAGGGCUCAGGCUGCUGGUCGAGGAGCACCUCCAGGUAGAGGUUCUGCACCACCAGUGCGGAGGUGAUUGUAGUCAGGCAAUUGGUGUUGAAUGCUGCUGUAAAGUGGGCGUAUCCAUUGAUCGCAUUCUUAACCUAUACUUGGUCUUUGAUUUCUAAUUUCCCUUUGUUUGAAUGUGAGAACUUGCUAUGGCUGAGAUAGAUGAGAAUCGACUAGUUUUUGGAUAGACUGGUUGUGGUUUUGUAGUAAUGUUUUGGAUUGCUGGAAUGUGCAGUUUAUGACUCUUUGUGGUGAAAGUUAUCAAGUUCUCAAGAAGGCUUGUAUUAUGUAUGAAAAUUUGAUCCACUUUUUAAAUAUGAAUGAAAUAGUUAUACAUGUAUAUAUGAAAAA
Molecule: messenger RNA, 839 nt
Organism: Salvia splendens (bonfire salvia)
Lineage: Eukaryota; Viridiplantae; Streptophyta; Magnoliopsida; Lamiales; Lamiaceae
Product: small nuclear ribonucleoprotein SmD3b
Exons: 6
Coding region: 118-516 (132 amino acids)
Biological process (GO): RNA processing; spliceosomal snRNP assembly
Cellular component (GO): spliceosomal complex
Molecular function (GO): RNA binding
Source: RefSeq, a predicted model, not a curated record